This is a messenger RNA of Caenorhabditis briggsae, 1683 nucleotides long. The record is from RefSeq and is a predicted model, not a curated record. The transcript is spliced from 6 exons. The coding region runs from base 1 to 1683 and encodes 560 amino acids. Gene Ontology annotation, molecular function: protein binding. NCBI's taxonomy places the organism in Eukaryota, Metazoa, Nematoda, Chromadorea, Rhabditida, Rhabditidae.
AUGUCUGGCUGGAGUUGCCUUUCCCCUGAAACUAAACAAAAAGUGGUGCAGAAGCUUGAUUUAAUGAGCAGAAUCGCUUUGGGAAGUACAUGUCGUGCCGACCGGGAUAUUGUGAACUCCACAAAACUUUACAUUCCACGUGUCAGAAUUGCUAAAAACGAAGACGACUGCUUGCUGAUGAUCUAUUCUGGGGUUAAUCAAUUCUUGAGAAUGGAAUUUUCCGAGAGAGCAGAUGGAGUUCUAAUCAGCAGAUCUCAGAAUAGUUUCAAUCCAGAACACAAGUCCUUCAAGUUGAUCCCAUUCGACAUGACCUUCGGUACAUCUACACUUGCAAUGUUUAUAGCCGUAAAUGUUUUGUCGAAACCAAAUAUUCUAGUGGGAACCAUCGAAUGGAACAAUGUGGACCAAUUCAAAAUGUUAUGUGAACUGAUGUUUAACGAGUUUCGCAGAACGAACAACUUUUUCGUUACCAGUCUGGACGCUUUGCCUAAAAUUCGUGUCAGAAACGUGGAAGUUCUUGGAGCUCCGGACAGUCACCUCCUUUUUUUCAAAAUUGUGUGUGAUAAGUCAGUUCUGGAGAAGGUGGUGAGAGUUGGUAUAGUAAUGAAUGAUGUAUGGCAAAACCCAAGAAUGGUAUCGGAAACGAGUGUGAUUAGAAACGGGGAGAAACACUUGUCAGUUUUAUCCGGAAUUGUAAUGAGAGAUUGCGCCGGGGUUGCAAGCAUUUUCGAGACUUUAGAAUCAGCAUUGGACGCGGAACCUUCAGAUGGUGAAUAUGUCUUCCACACUAUUCGUGAUCUUGGAAUGGGAGCGUCAGAACACUUUGAUCUGUUGGAUGUGCCUGUUCAAAAGCUCAAAGAAAAAGUAACAAUGAAAAGGUUUACUCGAAAAAAUGGUGCAUAUGUUUUUCGUUUCAACAAGUCAUCUUGUGGAUUUUUCAUUUAUGCAGUACUAGCGGAUCACGAAAACAAAUUCCUGGAACUGUUUCAAAAAGAGACUUGCGGAAUCGGGCAGUUCUGUAAAAAGUGUGCAAAUCCAUUUGACUACUGGCACUACUCGAAUAUCACUCGUCGCAUUUUCCACGAACCAAAAUGGACUGAAACUCCUGAUGCAGACAGUGAAACGUUGACAAAAGAAAGUAUGGACUCGGAAAUGAGAGUUGAGAAAAGGAAGUUGAAAGAGAUGGAGGAGCAGAACAAGGGUAUUAAAUACAGACCAUGGGGAUUCCGAAAUAUCAAUCCACAUAUGGAAGAGGAGCCAGAAAUUCUUGAUGAGGAAGAAGCGAAAGCGGUGGAAGAACAAAAAAGAGAGCGAAGAUUUGUAGAGUCAAUGAUUGAAACUUUUGCUGGAACCUUGAGUGGUCCCAACUUCAUUCCCAAACCAAACACCCCGGAAAAAGAUGAGGAAUCUGACGGUGAAUCUGACGGUGGUUCUUCAGAAGACGACUCCGAAGCUCAAGAUAUGUCUGACGACGUCACUACAGAGGAAAGUGACAAGGAAGGUUUAGAAGUUGAGAAUAGUUCUGCUUCUGAAAUCACGGCCCCACAAGAAAACGCACAAAUCGUAGAUCAAUCUUUGGCCAAGGAUCUCUCUUACUCUAAAAUCGUUAUUUUCUCUUUUAUUUGGUUUAUUAUUUCGGUUCCAGUGUCUAUUUAUGUUUACCGUGCUCUUUCGAUUAUUUGA